Molecule: messenger RNA, 3906 nt
Organism: Antrostomus carolinensis (chuck-will's-widow)
Lineage: Eukaryota; Metazoa; Chordata; Aves; Caprimulgiformes; Caprimulgidae
Gene: ARHGEF28
Product: Rho guanine nucleotide exchange factor 28
Exons: 26
Biological process (GO): regulation of Rho protein signal transduction; cell morphogenesis
Molecular function (GO): guanyl-nucleotide exchange factor activity
Source: RefSeq, a predicted model, not a curated record
GCUGGAGAUUUAAAGACUAACUACACUGAUGGAGAUGGAGUCAGCAGUGAAAGAUGUCUGAAUCCCACCAACUCAAUCCUGAUGGCCAAGAGCUCUUCAUCUCCCUCCCUUGAGGAGAGUGACCAAUAUAUAUAUGUUCCAAAUGAAGGAAAUCAAAGGCCAGUGACAAAUGGAGAAAAUGCAGGUUUAAAACAUACUGUUUCACCAUCUGAUCCAUAUGGAGCAGAUCCAUACCUUCCAUUCAAGACCCAUGGAUUUAUUAAGGAUCGGGGCCAACUUUAUGCUGACAUGAAAAAAAGAAGUUCCAGUCUCGAUGACCUUGAAGUGGAUGGUGGAAGUGGAGGUGUUUCAGACAGAUCCCACACUCACUACGCUCAACUUGACUCUUCCGAGGCUGUGGCUUGUAGCAGAGAUGGAUUAGACUUACCUACCAGUCUGCAGCCCAAGGAAUGCACAGUGUCUGGGAUUCGGUCACGCUCCUAUUCCUGCUCUUCGCCCAAAGGUUUAUUAGGAAGACCUCGCAUUCCUCGGGACUUCACAGUUGGGGAUUCGAAUGAAGAGAGAGCGUACAGUCUGCCUGAGCAGUCCCGAGAGAAAAGGAUACAGGAGGAAGAAUGGAAUAGAUAUACUGUACCCUCAAAAAAUGAGUCUGAAAAAUGUAAAGUGAGUCGAACUUUCAGCUUUCUGAUGAACAGGAUGACCAGCACACGGAAUAAAUGCAAGACAAAAAAUAAAGACACCAAAGAUAAAGAGAAACUGAACAGGCAUAAUUUUACAAAUGGGACUUUUUCAGGAGUUAUCCCAUGUAUGGCCUGUGAAAAGGCCCUCCUAGGAAGGGAGUCACUGCAGUGUUCUUAUUGCAAUGUGGUUGUACAUAAGAGCUGCAAGGAGUGUGCUCCUCUGUGCACCAAGAAAUCCCAGGAGAGGUCCCAUAAUAAAAACAAACCCCAAGCUGGUAUAACAAAUUCCCAGCCUGGAGACAUUUCGCAGAUGGUGCUCUACCCAGUGCAUCCUUCUUCCUCUGUGCCUAUUGGACUGUCUGCUGGAAGGAAGGAAGCCUCACAACAGUCCCACUUCCUGUCCAAAAGUGUCCCCAGUGCCAGUUUUGAAAGAAGAUUCACACCAUUUUUUGAACAAGACUCUGAGAGCAGCAUCUGGAGGUCCAAGUCAGGGUCUGAAGAGAUGUUACAAGCAUUAGGGACCUUUUCUUCAGUAGAUCCUUUUAUGGUGGAAGAUGAUGUGGAUUUAUCUCAGUGGACUGAUCUCCACACAGAUACACAAGAGUUUGAGGCAGAGUCCUGGAGUCUUGUUGUGGAUCCAGCGUUCUGCAGCAAGCAAGAAAAGGAUGUCAUCAAGAGGCAGGAUGUCAUUUUUGAGCUGAUGCAAACAGAGGUGCAUCACAUCCAUACCCUGUUCAUUAUGUCUGAAAUAUUCAGGAAAGGGAUGAAGGAAGAACUCCAGCUGGACCACAGCACAGUGGACAGAAUAUUCCCCUGUUUAGAUGAGCUGCUGGAGAUGCACAGGCAAUUCUUCUGCAGAAUGAAGGAGAGACGGCAGGAAUCGUGUGAGGCAGGGAGCGAACGUAAUUUUGUCAUCAGCAGAAUUGGAGAUAUACUUUUGCAGCAGUUUUCAGAAGAAAAUGCAACUAAAAUGAAGAAAAUAUAUGGAGAGUUUUGCAGCCAUCAAAAAGAAGCUGUUAAUCUCUUCAAAGAGUUGCAACAAAACAAGAAGUUCCAGAAUUUCAUUAAACUGAGAAAUAGUAACCUGUUGGCGCGACGCCGAGGAAUCCCCGAGUGCAUUUUGCUUGUCACCCAGCGAAUCACCAAAUACCCUGUUCUGGUUGAAAGGAUAUUGCAGUACUCAAAAGAAGGAACAGAAGAACAUAAAGACCUGUGCAAAGCCCUUCAUCUAAUUAAGGACAUGAUUGCAGCAGUAGAUUUGAAAGUGAACGAAUAUGAGAAAAAGCAAAAGCUGUUGGAAAUUCUCAGUAGAACUGAAAACAAAACAUAUACAAAGCUGAAAAAUGGUCAUGUUUUUAGGAAGCAAGACUUGAUGAAGAAAGAGAGAAUUCUUCUUCAUGAAGGUCUAGUGUACUGGAAGACAGCGACCGGUCGUUUUAAAGAUACCUUAGCUCUGCUUCUAACUGAUGUACUACUAUUCUUACAAGAAAAAGAUCAAAAAUACAUCUUUGCAGCUGUUGACCAGAAGCCUUCCGUUAUCUCCCUUCAGAGGCUCAUAGUAAGAGAAGUAGCCAACGAAGAGAGGGGGAUGUUUCUGAUUAGUGCUUCUUCUGCGGGGCCUGAGAUGUAUGAAGUUCAUACCAACUGCAAAGAGGAACGGAACAACUGGAUGAGGCGUAUUCAAGAUGCAGUGGAAAGUUGUCCAGAGGAAGAAGAAGAAGAAGGAAAAAUGAGUGAAUCUGAUGAGGACAGACGUAUUGCUGAGGCCAAAGCAUCCAGAAUUCAGAAAUGUCAAGAAUCACUGAGUAACCAGGACCAGCAGAUCUGUAGUUAUUUGGAAGAGAAGUUGCAUAUCUAUGCAGAACUGGGACAUAUGAGUGGGUUUGAGGAUGUUCAUGUAGAACCUCACCUUCUUAUCAAACCUGAUUCUGGAGAAACUCCACAGGCUGCUUCAUUGCUGGCAGCAGCACUCAGAGAAGUUGAAAGUCUCCAUGUUGCUGUAACAACAUCGCAAGUGAGUGAAACAGACAAAUCACCAGAGGAAAGUAUUGAGGAAUUAGGUGUGAAGCACAGAUUUAGUGCCGGUGAAAUCUUGGAGUCUGUUCCUGAUGAUGCAGAAAUAAAAGAAGUGGAAGAGUCAUCUGAAGUCUAUCACAGUGUUGAAAAGGAAGUGGCAGGUGCCAAUCUAGAGAAUAAGGGAGAAAGUAUGAGUUUCCCAGGAUCUACAGGGACAGAGAUUGUACAAGCAAUCCAGAACUUAACCCGUCUCUUGUACAGCAUACAGGCAGCACUAGCUAUCCAGGACAGCCACAGAGAGCUUCAUAGGUUACUCCUGCAAGAGAAUGAGAAGAGUGGUCGAGGCCAUGGUUCUCGGCUAAACCUCCUUCUGGAACAAGAAAAACACCGGAAUCUGGAAAAACAAAGGGUGGAGCUAGCCAACAUACACAAACUGAAGCAGCAAUUUCAGCAAGAGCAGCAGCGAUGGCUGCGUGAAUGUGACCAGCGACAGCGGGAGCAGGAGGUGAGGGAGGGCUGGCUGCGGCAGCGGGAGAGGGAGUGCGGGUGCCAGGAGGAGCUGCUGGAGAGGAGCCGACAGGGACUGGCGCUGCAGCUGCAGGAGUACCAGCAAAGCCUGGAGAGGCUCCAGGAGGGCCAGAAAAUGGUGGAGAGAGAAAAAGACCGCGUGAAAAUGCAGAAGAUGCUCCUCUGGCACUGGAAGCAUGGUCAACAAAGUAGCCUGUUGUCAUCCACAGGGAGCUAUGAGAUAAUGGGACAUAACCAAUUGGACAGCUUAUAUGGCGAAAAUACGUUCUACUUAAAUGAAGCUGUAGUGUGUGUGUCUCUAGGCAGUCUCAACAGAUCAGAUUCUUCUCUCAUUUAUGACGAUGGUGUGUAUGGGCUGAGCAUCUCAAAUUCUGAUACAGCAAAGACUAGCGAAAAUCAGGUGGACCUCAAAAUGGACGCUUCUUGUCAGCCAGUGUUAACCACUGCACUGUGGAAAUCCACUGGUCCUUACCAGCAGAUGUCUUUUUCCUGCAAAAGCAACAAGGAUGCCUUUAAUAAUGAUCUGAAUGCAUCAGAGACCCAGGAUCCCCAAGCAAGCAUUCCAAACCAGGGAUCCAUCCAGCAACCACGGGUAGAUGCACUGCUGCUGAACCACCAACCUGAGAACCUGCAGGAUGCAGAGAGUGGAGGCAGAGGAGAGGAGAGGGUUGUUUACCUCUGA